AUGUCUGAGACCUCAGAUCCCAAUCGAUACACUGUUGGCUGGAUUUGCGCAAUUGAAACAGAAUACACUGCGGCCGAACUCUUCCUCGAUGAAACGCACCCUCGGCCGCUUGUAACAUCCCGUAACGAUACAAACCACUACACCUGCGGGAAUAUCGCGGGACACAAUGUUGUCAUCGCAGUGCUUCCCGACGGGGAGUACGGCCUGGGGUCUGCUGCAAGCGUGGUCACGAACAUGCUUCACAGCUUCCCCAACGUCCGCAUUGGGUUGAUGGUCGGGAUUGGUGGAGGUGCACCGACUUCGAAAAACGACAUCCGUCUUGGAGACGUCGUCGUGAGCUCACCCCAGGAUGGUCAUGGUGGUGUCUACCAAUACGACUUUGGUAAAGCCAUACAAGGUGUCGGUUUCGUGCAGACUGGAUGCCUCGACCAGCCUUCCACUAUCGUGCGCUCUGGUCUCUCUGGCCUCAGGAGAAAGUACAGACGCAAAGGACAUCGGCUCAAGGAAACGAUCGAGUCAAUCUUGAAUAAUGAGCCGAUGCUAAAGAGCGACGGCUUUUCAAGGCCCGCUCCCGAGACAGAUUGUCUCUAUGCGUCCAACCUCGUUCACCCUCAGCACAAAAUGAGUCAAUGCGUAGAUGUCUGUGCAAAGCUGCCUCUCAGUAUCGUCCCUCGAAGAGUAAGAGCUGAGCACGUCAAAGAUCCCAUGAUUCACUACGGUCUCAUUGCUUCCGGCAAUCGACUGAUGCAAAAUGCCGAGGUUCGAGAUAGGCUUGCAAAUGAGAAGGAUAUUCUGUGCUUCGAAAUGGAGGCAGCUGGAAUAAUGAAUCGCUUUCCCUGUAUGGUCAUCCGCGGGAUCUGUGAUUAUAGCGAUAGCCAUAAGAACAAGGUAUGGCAAGGCUACGCGGCAUUGACAGCGGCCGCUUAUGCCAAAGACUUGCUCUACGAGAUACUGCCGCAGAGAGUCGAGGUAGAGGAAAAGCUCGCGGUCAUUGAACAACUUUCGUGCGAUUUUCGCAGCAUGGCUGCAUCGAUCGACGACAUGAAAGCUUAUGACCGAUCAAUGGGAGUCAUGGCAUGGCUCGAUGCACCCGAUCCCUCGAUAAACCACAGGAGCGCACUUGAUAAGCACCAUAUGGGCACGGGUCAAUGGCUCCUUGAGAGUGAUAAGUUUCUGCAGUGGAAACAAGCCUCAACAUCCUUCCUCUGGCUUCACGGUCUCUCGGGUUGCGGAAAGACGGUUCUUAGCUCGACUAUCAUCGAACAUAUGAUGAACGAAAACCCCUAUAGAACAUUGUACUUCUAUUUCGACUUUAGCCACCAGAAAAAACAGCGACUCGAGGAUAUGAUACGGUCUCUGCUGGACCAAUUUUACCACAAAUCUCAAGAAGCAGAGAAAAUGAUCAACCUGCUCUAUGAAUCAAACAACAAAGGAAGGCAACAACCGGCGGUCACUCAAAUGACAGACACUUUGAAGUCCCUUACAAGGCAACCAGGAUGCGUCACGGUAAUAAUUGACGCACUCGACGAGUCGAAUUCGUCAAGUGACAUAGUGCGGUGGUGCAGAGAUAUUUUCGAAUCUGGAUAUCCGAAGGUGCGAUUACUGGUCACGUCCCGCACUGAAGUAGUGGAUUGGCCAGACAAAAAGCAGGUUUUCUCAGUUCGAUCGAGUGAAAUCAGCGCGGACAUUAGCUCCUACGUGCAAUGGAGAAUCCAAGGUGACGAUUUCAAACAUUGGAAUGAUCAGUCCACACUGCGUGACGAUAUUGGAGAAGCAUUGGCACAAAAGGCUGAUGGCAUGUUCCGAUGGGCCGCGCUUCAAUUAGACGCUCUAAAACAAUGUCACUGCAGGUCUGCCAUCAACAAAACCCUCGCAAACCUCCCCAGAACCUUGAAUGCAACAUAUACCCGCAUGUUGAGUUUGAUACAUGACGGACCACAUCUUGAGCAGGUGAUCGUCAUCCUACAGAUGCUUUUCUGGUCCGGAGGGAUACUGCCCCUUGAAGCCUGCAAUGAUGCCAUCGCUGUCUGUCCGGGGAAGUCCUAUGAGUUCAAUAUCAACGACAGGUUCUUCGAUCCAUCUAAACUUGUCGAAAUUUGCUUAGGAUUGGUGACAAUUGCAACUCACGAUGGCUACUACCGAGAGUAUCUGGUUCUUUCUCAUGCUUCUGUCCAGGACUAUCUAUCGUCAGUUGACCUUUUCAGGCCUUGCCAACAACACUUGUGUGAAGAAGUUGCCAGACUGUCGAUUUUACGUAUAUGUCUGGCUUAUCUCAAUUGCGUGGAUUGGAGCAUAUUCGAAAAUGCCCAGUCAGGCGAUAAAGGGUGCUUCGAUGGAUACGAUCACAGGUAUUCAGCCCUUGCUGUCAGACCCAAAGAACUUAUUGCGAGAUUUCCGUUCGCGUUAUGGGCUCAAAAGUUUUGGAUCGAGCAUGCGAAGGCUCUGGAAGGCACAAACGAAGAUGCGCGAUCACUUGUACUCGUCUUCCUGCGAAACCCCGUGACUAGACGCAGACCCGCCAUCCUGUUCAAUAUCUUAAGUUUCGAUGGUGUUGACUCCGAUCAGCAAUACCCCUUAUAUCUAGCUGCUGGUGCAGGGCUCUCGAUAGCUUGCAGACAGCUGAUCGAGCUCGAUUACACACCCAGCGAUUCAAACCCUUUGAAUGACACCUCCGCAGCGACUUACGACACCAAAGGUCAUGAUUUGAAGUUACACCUCGGGCCGUGCUUGCUUGUGGCGUCGUUUGGAGGUCAUGUUGAAGUUGUCCAGGAGUUGCUCCGCCACGGAGCUGAUCCGAACUUCACAGCGGCUUUGGAAUUUGAGGAGCAAGGUGCACAGAGGGGAACUGCGCUCUGUUUUGCCGCGGCAAAUGGCCAUAAUGAUAUUGUCCAGCUGUUGAUAAACAAUGGUGCCUCAGUCGAUCAUUCGUGUAUCGUCUCACCCCAACGGACAGCAUUGUAA
Aureobasidium pullulans EXF-150 is the source of this 2961-nucleotide messenger RNA. RefSeq names its product purine and uridine phosphorylase. The coding region runs from base 1 to 2961 and encodes 986 amino acids. Gene Ontology annotation, molecular function: catalytic activity; protein binding. The transcript is spliced from 3 exons. Gene Ontology annotation, biological process: nucleoside metabolic process. NCBI's taxonomy places the organism in Eukaryota, Fungi, Ascomycota, Dothideomycetes, Dothideales, Saccotheciaceae. The record is from RefSeq and is a predicted model, not a curated record.